CGUGUUYCUUUUUCGUUCCUUCGCUCUUCCUGCACUGCACGUCUUGUCUCGUCUCAGAAGCAUCUUGAACAAUGGGCUUUGGCGAUYUGAAAACCCCUGGCGGCCUCAAGGUCCUCAACGACUUUUUAGCCGACAAGAGCUACAUCGAGGGGUGGGUGCCCUCCCAGGCCGACGUGGCUGUGUUCGAUGCAAUCUCCUCAGCCCCCUCAACAGUGCUGUGCCAUGCUCUUCGCUGGUACAACCACAUCAAGUCAUUCCAGAACCAGAAGGGCAGUCUGCCAGGAGUAAAGAAGCCCCUGGGCCAGUAUGGUCCUGCUGGGGUGGAGGACAAGACAGCUGCAGACUCAAAGGAUGAUGAUGAUGACAUGGACCUGUUUGGCUCUGAUGAAGAGGAGGACGCAGAGGCAGAAAAGCUGAAGGAGGAGAGAAUCGCAGCGUACGCCGCCAAGAAGUCAAAGAAGCCCACACUCAUCGCCAAGUCAUCGAUCCUGCUUGAUGUGAAACCGUGGGAUGAUGAGACGGACAUGGCCAAGCUGGAGGAGUGUGUUCGCAGCAUCUCAAUGGCCGGCCUGCUUUGGGGACAGUCCAAGCUGGUACCAGUGGGCUAUGGCAUCAAGAAGCUGCAGAUCGGGUGUGUGGUAGAGGACGACAAGGUGGGAACAGAUCAGCUGGAGGAACAGAUUACAGCCUUCGAGGACUACGUCCAGUCUAUGGAUGUGGCUGCCUUCAACAAGAUCUAAAACUCAAACACUUACCAACAAAGACACUGAGCACUUUGGGGCUGCAAUAAAAAGCACUUCAGAUGGAA
This is a messenger RNA of Salvelinus sp. IW2-2015, 808 nucleotides long. RefSeq names its product eukaryotic translation elongation factor 1 beta 2 (gene eef1b2). Gene Ontology annotation, biological process: translational elongation. Gene Ontology annotation, molecular function: translation elongation factor activity; guanyl-nucleotide exchange factor activity. The record is from RefSeq and is a predicted model, not a curated record. Gene Ontology annotation, cellular component: cytosol; eukaryotic translation elongation factor 1 complex. Lineage: Eukaryota; Metazoa; Chordata; Actinopteri; Salmoniformes; Salmonidae.